CCUACUGCUGAUCAUUCACGCAUAGCUCCACAUGAAAUGAUAAACAUUCAUAUGUUCAAGCUCAAAUGAUUUUAGGCUAAGGAACAUUCACGCGUCACCCAUCACCGGCUAACUGAGGGAAAGGAUUGUUCGCUUAUUGCAGUGUAUCUCUCGUCUGUGCUGUAAAACUCGCCAUUUUGUAACGGAAUCGAGUAGUUCUAUCAUAACAACAAUACAGUAGUAACCGAUGAUGACGGAUAACGAGGAGAGGAUUGUGUUGUCAGACCCAUCGGAAUAUCGCCCGGAGUAUAAAGACAAGAGGAACUACCGAGAGUUUGAUAUACAUAACUCUCCCACCCGUGUUGUAAACACAUACAAGACUAUGCAUACCCGACAAACCCUGGCCUAUGUGCGCGAAAAAAUAGAACAUUACACAAAAUUCAGUCAUGCCGAAAUGACAAUGAUGGAAGCGAUUAAUUCAUUGGAUGCCUUCAUGGACGAAAGUGAUCCCGAUGUGGACAUUCCGAACUCCCUUCACGCAUACCAGACCGCGGAAGCAAUCCGAAAAGCACAUCCGGACAAGGACUGGUUUCAUGUGGUGGGAUUAAUUCACGAUGCAGGGAAGGUGAUGGCCCAUUGGGGGGAGCCUCAGUGGUCCACAGUUGGUGAUACAUUUCCGGUAGGUUGUUAUCCGGAUGAAAGCAUUGUUUUCGGGACAGAAAGCUUCAAGGAUAACCCCGACCUUCAGGAUGAAAAGCUCAAUUCUAAAUUGGGAAUGUACACAGAAAACUGUGGUCUCAGUAACGUGACUAUGUCUUGGGGCCACGAUGAAUAUUUGUACCGAGUGCUAACCUCUGACCUUAACAAGUGCUAUCUUCCAGAAGAAGCGUUGUAUAUGAUCAGGUUCCAUUCCUUCUAUCCUUGGCACACCUCCGGAGCCUAUGAUUAUCUUUGUAACAACAAGGACAAUGAGAUGAUGACCUGGGUCAAUGAGUUUAAUCAAUUUGACCUUUAUACCAAGUCUCCUAUUCCACCCGAUGUUGAGAAACUGCAGACAUACUACAGCAGUCUUAUGGACAAAUAUAUUCCAGGAAAGGUGAAAUGGUAAAGCUGGAGAUACAUAUUCAACACUGAAUACGGAUAUGCAGCGUCGAGUGAAUUACCUGAGGGUGUCUGAGAUGAACAACAUCAUUACAAACACCACUCUGUUUUCACACAUAAGUGCUUUAUCAUACUAGUUCUGGAGUAUAGUCAAUUAUCUAUAAUGCUGGCAUAGCACGGAAUGUUUUACCAUGUAUAGACAAGACAUUAUGGGAUUGACAUAUUUAGAAAAUUGGAGUAAGCAUCUUACCGGUGAACGAAAUGUGACGUAUUCCCAGGGAUCAAUCGUAGACUUGUUAUUCCCUUACAAUUUAUUUUACUAAGGAAGAUAGUUUCCAGGCUCAUUUUAAAGUUUUAUUUUUUAUAUAUAAAUUUGCACGUACUUAUAUUGUUAACCUGCUGUGAUUAUAACACUGCUCAAGUUAUAGUACAUUGCCCUCAGGAAGAUUAAAUCAUUUUAUAUACAACUGAUGUGGGCCAAAACAGCUAUUAUGGAAAAUAAUCAGGAAUAUUGUAACAGCUUAAUACAUAAUAUGUAGAGAGUGUCUUGGUCCCCGGAUGUAGGCGACGUAAAGGGUGAUUCAAUUAACAUCCCUAUAUACAUUCCAUUAUUGUCUAUCAUGAUGACGUGAAGGGUCUAAUUUUUGAAGUACUAGAUUUAUGAAGUGCAAGACGAUACUAUCAAUAAUACAAAAUUUUAGAAUAUGUUCUGUUGUGAUUUUAUUGUUUUUUGUUUGAUAAACAUAUUGAACAGUCUUAUCUUUUGACCGACUUGUUUUAGAGAAUACAUUGAUAAAGAUAAUAUCAUUAUUAGAUUUAUAUGCAGUUUAUGACAUGAAAUUGGUGCAUUCAUUGAAUAAAGUUGCUUAUUAGUAUAGAAAAGAAUAAUGUACGAUUUUAGCAUGUUUUCUUAUUUAUUAUUUGUAUUUAAAUUUGGAGGAGAUGAUUUAACAAAGAGAUUGUUUCAAUUAAUUAGUUUUAUGUAGUUGAUACGAACGGAGCUGACAAGUUUGUAAAUAAACCGGAAGGAAGCUUUGUAUUAAUUAAA
Molecule: messenger RNA, 2128 nt
Organism: Ylistrum balloti
Lineage: Eukaryota; Metazoa; Mollusca; Bivalvia; Pectinida; Pectinidae
Product: inositol oxygenase-like
Exons: 1
Coding region: 227-1087 (286 amino acids)
Biological process (GO): inositol catabolic process
Cellular component (GO): cytoplasm
Molecular function (GO): iron ion binding; inositol oxygenase activity
Source: RefSeq, a predicted model, not a curated record